AAAGUAGAUGCAUCAGACUGUUCCCUAGAGAAAGGUUUGCCAUGGAGUCGUAUAUUGUAACUGAGCUGAAGUUCACUCAUCGAUAAGUUGUGCCCAAGGAAUCGAAUUCCUUCCAGUCCUUCUAAGCAGUCCAGGGAAACCAAUUUAAAAGCGAACACAACAAAACUAACAGACCGGCAAAAUCUAUCUUUGAAGCGCCGCGGGAGGCACAAUUUGGGAACAGGUGAGGCCAUGCUGGGUGGGUGAGGCCCCCCUCUCUCCUGCUUGGUGUCCCGCUUUCAGCCAACCCACCCCAGGAGUACCCUGGGAUCUCCUCGCCCCCUGCCAGGCGGAGAACGCGGAGCCCAGCGGGCACGCGGGAAUGGAGCUAGGCGCCGGCAGGGCAACUGGGCAUGCUCAGAAGCCGGGCAGGUUUGGGUCUCCAGCAGGCAGCCUGUGCAUUACACCAGCUCUCUCAGUCCGGGGAGGAGGAGGAGCAGGAGGAACGCGAGGAGGAAGGAGAGGAGGAGCGGCCAGCAGUAGCCACGACCGCCACCACCAGGCAGAGGAAGAGUUCGUGGGGAGGAAAAGACCUCUCCUCCCCCUUGGAGCGCCUUAUCUCUGCUUUUGGAGAAAGGGAAUACACGAUAAAGAAGGAGACGGAAAGAAGAGAAAAAGUGAGGCGGGAGACAGAGGGAAAAGGGCGUGAACAGAAAGGGCCGGAGCGUGCAGGGGAGCACAGGGCGCGGGGGCGGCACUGCCGAGCCGGGAGCGCUGCCGCUUGGGCAGGUGCCGCGGCCGCUGCCCGGAGGCGGCAUGUGACGCGCGGCCGCAGCUGCCCGCGGGCGGAGCGCUCUCAGACCCCGGAGCGCACACCGCGGGGCCAUCGGUGCCAUCGCGGAUCUUCAGGCUCCUCAUCAGUCCGCCGGGGCGGCAGCAGCGCUUCUGGGAAGACGGGCGAUGAACCGAAGGGCGGCUCCGGGCAGGGGGGCGCGAUCUUAAGGACAGUCGCUCCCUGAACGCUGAGCCGGAGGAGACGAAGGGAAGGUGGAGCGGACGCCACCCGCGCACCGGGCAGGCGCGGAGACCGGCGUGGGACAGCCACCUGGAGCGCAGCUGCCAGAAAGAAGGACUUUGCUGCUUUGGGCCAGGCUCUGAACUUAGGUGUAAACCAUUGCCCUGACAGAGGGAACCUACCCAGUCCAUUGCUGCCUGCAACAAGAUAUGAACAGUAAUGGCACAUAUUUUGGUUAUGAGUCACUCAGUGGACUGUGGAUUGAAUGAACUGUAUCCAUCCCCAUCAUGAUGUACAGAACCAAGUCUCUUCACUACACUUGUGUUCUGAUUAGUGGCCAAAUAAAUGACAGUCAGAACUUCAGCUAAGGUACAAUAAGAAACGAGAGAGAGAAAGGAAUAAAGAUAAAUAGAGAGCAAAAGCAAGAACAAACGAAAGAAAGAAAGAAAGAAAGAAAGAAAGAAAGAAAGAAAAGAAAGAAGAAAAGAAAAGAGAAAAAAAAGAACAGAAAAGAAAAAGAGAAAACAGAUCUGAUUUGGGAAAAUCAGUUUAUAUUGGAAUUGCCUAUGAAAGCUGCCAAAGGAAAUAUUAAUUCUGAGCAUCUUCUUUUCUUUUUUUUUUUGAAAUAAAAGUUUAGAACUAAUGGUCAAAAUAUGGUCACCAAAACUCAGCUUUUACCUAACAAUCAUAGAAUUAAGUAUUCUCCGCCUAACAAUCUUCAUUAAUUCACUCUUGUUGACUUGGUUCAGAAAAAAAAAAUACAGGUUAAAAACUAAGUCAUAUAAUGAAAUUUCUUUCUGAAGAAAGUUAUACAAGGCAUUGAGUAAGGCACGGAGCUGACUUGGGGGAUGGGGGAGCUGGAUAAUGGAAAAAUCUUUUGGCUGGAAAAUAAGAGACUGGAAAUGCAGGGGAUAGCCUAGCAAUUUUUGGCAUUAUAAAAAGCCAUUUCACCUCUCUGGACCUUUGCUGCUUAUUUGUAAAUUGAAGGUAUAAGUUAUUCUGAUAUGCUGUUAGUACAAAAUAAUAGCUUACCUCCUUGGGUCUCCAUUGCUAAUGCAGGGAAAUACUCUGAUAUCUAUUCAAAGCUACAGUUUUUAUUUCUGGCCAUUGAACCUAAGAGUGACCAGUUAUUUUCCUUUUCCUUCUAUUUCUUACAAAUACAUCCUGAAUCCCUUGUCUCUUUUGUUAUGACUCUACUCCAAGUCAUCAUCUUGUCUUGCCUGGACAAUCGCAUUAGCUUCAUGUUAGUCAACAUGGCUUUCAUUCUUACCAUACAAAAUUACAUUCUGUCACAGCCAGCGUCUGCUUUGGGAAACCUCCAUCAGAUCUUGUUAUUCUCCUAUUUGAGACCUUCUCAAAAUCCUUCAACUCCCUCCCCUACAUUUAGAAUCAAAUCCAAAUGCAUUAACAUGACUUAUAAAUCUGAUAUGAUCUGGUUUCUACUUGUACUUUUCUCUCUUGCUUCCUACACUCCAAGCCUCCCUGUCUUUAUUUAUUGAAUGUUUCUCUUUGUUCUUUGCCCUCAGGGGCCUGGCACUGAUCCCCUGGCUCUUCUUACUACUUGACCCUUCCAGUCAAAUCUCAACUGCCAAGACCUCUCCUAACCGCUCUCUAAAUAACCACUGUCCUGGACACCCAGGUUUAAUUCCCUUUAAAGACUGGAAGUUUUAUUUCUUAAGGCAUAUGAAAAUAACCGCUUAUGGACAAAAUACUUACAUAUGUAACUUAAGGGACUUAGGUAAGACAUGACGAAUUCUGUCGCACCUGUUUAUAUUUUGUCGUUUAUCUCCCAUUAUAAUAUGAUCUAAGCCCCAUGAGGGCAGGGCCUUGUCUGUUUCCUUCACUGCCAAAACCACCAUACUUAUAAUGAUGCCUGCCCCCUGCAAGAGGCUUAGUAAAUGUUUGUUGAGUAAAUGAAUAUAGAGUCAGAAAAUGCCCUACGUUAAAUAUCUUAAAAGAAAUUAAGCAAUUCUUAUAGAUGUCCCCAACGUGUCUUUUGCUUAGAUGGGAAGAAAAAGAAAAAAAAAAACAAACAGAGAAAAA
Molecule: messenger RNA, 3037 nt
Organism: Pan troglodytes (chimpanzee)
Lineage: Eukaryota; Metazoa; Chordata; Mammalia; Primates; Hominidae
Exons: 5
Coding region: 393-998 (201 amino acids)
Source: RefSeq, a predicted model, not a curated record